This is a messenger RNA of Orbicella faveolata, 593 nucleotides long. RefSeq lists its product as uncharacterized. The record is from RefSeq and is a predicted model, not a curated record. NCBI's taxonomy places the organism in Eukaryota, Metazoa, Cnidaria, Anthozoa, Scleractinia, Merulinidae.
UCUUGGAGACCAUGAAGAAUGUGAGAUGCAAAAAACUGCUGAUCGAUCGAUCAAAGGCUCCAGGCAAGAUUGGAACUCUUAAAGACAUCUCACUUUUUGGAAGUUUCAAGUUUCCUUGUAAUGGACCAAAUGCUGGUGGUAUUGUGGCACAAUCUUUGGCUGGUCAAGGAAAAACUCUGAGCAAAACUAAGGCACAAGUCCAGACUCUUUCAAUGCGAAGCGUGCCAAUAGCUGGAGCCACAGGUGCUACUGUGACGGAAGACAUGUGGCAACAAUCAGACCAAACAGUGGAUGUGAAUACAAAUUCUCAAAGUGAUUCAUACUCUGUACAGUUCAUUCAGCUCUCUACAGCUACCCCUGAGGAACUAGUCCUUGUACCUCGAAAUGAAGCUUCAGUCAAUGAUGACCUAAGGCCUGCACCUGGAUUUGCCCUGAAAAAAGGUGGUGCAAAGAAAACCACAUUCACCAAUGAACAAAAAGAAAUAANGCCUUAUUUGCAUUCUGUCAACAACACACAUAUUGGUUUGUUUACCUAUUUCAAGUGCACAAAAAUAGGAAUUACUUCUUACUACUUAUCUCUCAAUUUUGUUUAG